UUCCCGCCUAUUCCCAACUCGGCAACCCGCCUUGAUCAGCAGAACCCAACACAAUAACAACAACAUCAACAAAGACGAGGAAAUAACAAUCUUGAACCUCCUUUUCCGGCUCGUUCCGAUCCUACCUAGACAUCUUGUUGCCAUCAUCUUCAUCAUCAGCAUCAUCACCGACUGAUACCAUCAACAACCCCCAAGAAAAAUAAUAAUAAUAAUCAAAUAUGGCGCCCCAGAAGCCCCGCUGCACCUUCAAGGAAUGCAAGUCCGCCGCCCAACGAAUCGUCGGCGACUGCGGUUUCUGCGACGGACACUUCUGCGCGAAGCACCGAUUACUCGAGGACCACAAGUGCAGCGGAUUAGAAGACGUAAGCAUGAGCCCCAACCCCUCAGAACCCAGCCCCUGUCCCUGUCCCAGCGAGAACAAUAGCAAUAGCAAUGGCAGCAGCGACGACUGGGCCGCAGAGUGGUGGCAAGUCGGGCUGGCCGAGUAUCUCGAGGACUCGGGUCUUCUUCUCGAGGAGCAAGAGCAACAGGAGCAGCAGCACAGUAGUGGUUCGGAUGGUGGUUCAUGUUCAUGUUCCCGUUCCGGUUCUGGUUCAGGCGUGCUAACAACUCCCCGUGACAUCUGCAGUGCAAGAAGGAAUCGCACGCGCGAAACGCCGCGCAGCUCGAGGCCGAGCGCACGCAAGUCAUCCGGGGCGUAUAAUCACCACUACCACAACAACAACCUCGCCGAGCCCAAUGCGAGCCGGCCCCUCGCUCCCCGAUCGUCUUCCGGCGUGACAGCUAGACAGCGACGCCGUCGUCGUUCUUCCCCUCCGCGAGUCCGUGGCCCCGUUUACGCUUCUACACCCGUUAGCUGUGCCCUAUAAAUAAACAAACAAACAAACAGACAGACGUGCCCUCUGCAAUUGGAGAGGGGGAGAAGGAAGGAAGGAAGGAAGAGGGAGGGGGGCUUGGUGUCUACAUCAACAUCAAUUUUUAUUUAUUAUCCAUUACCAUUACUAUUACUACUCUUCUACGAGCACGGCGUCCGGGCAUUGGCUUAGGGCAGAUUUGUUUGUAUAUUUCAUUUCAUUUUUAACAGCCUGCGACGGCGUAGGCGGAACAAGGGAGAAGAAGAAGAGAAUCGGACUCCUCCGAGUUCGUCUCGAGAUGAUGUUUGUCUUGUUUUG
Daldinia caldariorum is the source of this 1172-nucleotide messenger RNA. RefSeq lists its product as uncharacterized. The record is from RefSeq and is a predicted model, not a curated record. Lineage: Eukaryota; Fungi; Ascomycota; Sordariomycetes; Xylariales; Hypoxylaceae. Bases 219 to 869 code for a protein of 216 amino acids. The transcript has a single exon. Gene Ontology annotation, molecular function: zinc ion binding.